Molecule: messenger RNA, 650 nt
Organism: Cimex lectularius (bed bug)
Lineage: Eukaryota; Metazoa; Arthropoda; Insecta; Hemiptera; Cimicidae
Exons: 3
Coding region: 27-341 (104 amino acids)
Source: RefSeq, a predicted model, not a curated record
GUCUAACAGCUAUCAUCAUAUCGGCAAUGGUCCUUCUUCACACUGUUGGUGCCGAAUGGUCGAGGAGUACUCCGAUGCGGCUAUUUCGAACUACCGGCAAAAGACAACACCUUCCGUAUCAUCCUGUCGCCAGAUUUCGAGGAGCAGAUUCCAGACCGUACUUCGUUUAUGACACGGUGCCACCAUACCAAGAAUACGAGCCUCCACCAGUUGUUCAAGAUCCUACCAACUUACCAAAAUUGAACGCUGGAGAACUUCUGGCACUGCUGUUUUCUGGUCUCAAAGACGACAGUUCGUCUAGAAUGAGAGGAACGCUCCGUUUCGGAAUCGUCAAACGAUAAUUCACUGGCACAUCUCUGGAUUUUAUAUUUAUUCGAGGAUCUAUUCAGAACAAGAUAUAACAAAAUGACUUUCACCGUUUAGAAUAGAUUGGAAAUGUUUCAAUUUAUCUAUGUUUGUCUUUAUUCCAACUUUUUGUAAAUUAAAGAAAAAAUAAUUUUGGUGUUGUAACAUUAAAAACUUCCUGAACUUCUUUAUUUACACAUAUUUUCAAAUAGCAUGGAAAAAUAUACUAUUUCCCUAAAGCAAAUGAAUGGUCGACUACUAUUUUUAUAAUCCAUUACAAUUGUAAUUUUUAUUCUGAUGAUUAA